AUGCUCAAUAAAAUUGAAGGUGUUUCGAGAAACGGAGCUCUUCCGAAACAAGGGGGAGACAAAGAACCUCAACCAAAUAAAGAGCCUCAGACAAAGCAAAAGACUAAAGAACUGAUCAGAAGGCUAAUGAAGCUUUUGCAUCAAAAGGAAAAGAGAAAAUGGUUGAUGAUAAUGAAGAAGAAGAAGAAGAGAUUUCUGAGUCUGAAAAGCUUGUGCGAAAUAAGUGUGACAAAGAACUUGAUGAUCUUCAGGCUCUUGCAAAGGAUCUAUAAGCUCAAGAAGCUGAGCUCUAAGUAUGCCAAGCCUCGGUUCAAGACUUGGAGUUUGAAGAAAAUUUGUGCUUUAAGAGUCAAAUCCCCUGUUCAGACUCUGUUCAAGGGGUUCAUGGGAACUAAUCAAAUCAUGGACGAGUUUAAUAUGGCAUACUUGCCUUUCAUGAAUCCAUACGAUUGGAUCUCCUUGUUAUUGAUUGUGAAAAAAUAUGAACAGAAAUACGAGUUUAUUGUUGCACAUCUGAAGAGGAUGCCCAUCUGCUAUGUUCAUGAGAUUGCGAAAAUGGAGAUAGACAUAGCGUAUGUCUUGAAGAAAAGGACAAUUCUAAAGCCAGAAUAG
Molecule: messenger RNA, 612 nt
Organism: Lactuca saligna
Lineage: Eukaryota; Viridiplantae; Streptophyta; Magnoliopsida; Asterales; Asteraceae
Source: the annotation of a GenBank genome assembly